CCGCCCGGUCUUUGGUUGCGGUGGUGCAGAUCCCAGUGGGAGGGAGUCACAGCUGAGCGAGUCCGCCCUGCGCUUCUUGGGGCGAUGGCGAAGAUCGAGGCACGGGGCCUUGGGCCGGCUCCUCAGCAGGUGACGGUGUUGAUGUCGUGCCGGGUGUCGGAGGGAGUUGGCGGAGGGCGCGGCCUGACUCUGGGCCCGGGGUCGGGGCUUGGGCCUCCGGCGGCGGCCGGCGGUGAGCACUCGGCCCUCCGCCUACAGCUGAGCAUGGAGCGGCCCGGGGAGUUCCGGCUGGGAGUUCAUUACAGUGACAGUCUCCUCAGUAAGAGCCUGAGCCUUUACGAAUUUAAUUUAAAAGAUAUCAUCUAUGAAUUCAAGAGUGCAACCUGCCAUGGAAUUAGUACAAGGAGCCAACCCACCGAGCAGCUGACCUUUCUCUUUGAGGAUGAAAAGGAGGCUCAGAAGUGGUCAACAAUCAUCACCAGCUCUUUGAGAGAGGUCGAGAAAGCAAGUUCCACUGCUGGUCAACAGAACCAAAACGGGUCAACAGGAACCCCAUUACAGUCAGCUCCACCGGUGACAGAGGGAGGUGCCGGGCUACGGGCAGAGCCUCCAAAAGUUGGCCCAGACAUCUCCAGAACAGGAAUGGACAUCUCCAGAACAGAGGAUCUUAUUCAGCAACUCGCCAAGGCGAUAGAAGCAGGCGAUUCUGCCUUGUCGUCAGAGUGUGCUGUGACUUUAGCACAGCAGAAAGUGUGCCUCGGUAUCUGGAUCAAGGAGGCUGCGUAUCCCAACCAGCAGAUCAGUAUGAGAGUUGGAGUGGAGGAUGCUGCCUCUUCUGCCACUAUUGUCGUGAAGGUCUUUCCCUACGCCACUGUCUCUACGUUAAAGCAACAGGUAUUCCGAGAUUUUGGAUUUCAUCCCGUGGUUCAGCGCUGGAUUAUUGGCCAGUGCCUGGCAGUCGAUCACAGAACUCUGAGCUCGUACGGUGUGAAGAAGGAUGGAGAUUCAGCCUUCCUGUACCUGCUUUCGGCAAAAUUAGCCAGCUUGCCACGACGCCAGUAUGAGGAGGACCAGGCCCUCACAGUCAUGGCACAUGGUGAGACAGGCAUCGACAUGCAGAGGAGGGAAAGCCUUCUGGAGGAAGAGAAGAGAAAGUACAGCAUAUUACCGAGCAAGCUGCUUGUGAAUAAAGGUCGACUACCACAGAAGGACAGGGAUGGAAGGAUAGACAUCAACAACAUUGCUCAGUGCAUCAAUUUGGAGUUGAAGUCACUUCAGCCUCUCCCAUCCCAGGAUACAUGGAGCAGACCUUUACAGCAAGCUUCCCUCGCUCCCCAGUCAACACAGGCAGGUUGGGCUUGCGAAAAGUGUACCUACAUAAACAAACCUACCCGGCCAGGAUGCGAGAUGUGCAGCAGCCCCCGACCGCCAGAAUACUCUGUGCCCCAGGAUUAUAAACCCGAUGAUGAGGAACUGUGUCGCAUUUUACAGGAGAGGGAAGCAAUGCAGAGAUAUCAACAGGAGUUGGAGGAAAAGCGUCUACAGAAUUACCAGAACCUCCUGCAGCUUGAUGGCCAGCACCUCGUGCUCAACCGUGAGCCCAUCGAAUGUCGCAUCUGCCUGUUGGAUGUGAAGCCAGGGGAGGGGGUUGUGCUGCGAGACUGCCUGCACUCCUUCUGCAGUGAAUGUCUGAAACAGCUGAUUAGGAGCUGUACUGAACCACAAGUGCCCUGUCCAUUUCGGGAUGAAAGCUACGCCUGCAAUAGUAAACUCCAGGAACGAGAAGUCCGAGCGCUGGUUUCGCUUGAAGACUAUGAUAAAUUCCUGGAUCGCGGUAUGAGUGUCGCAGAGAGCAGCAGUGAAAACAGUUACCACUGCAAAACAGCGGACUGCAGGGGCUGGUGUAUCUACGAGGACAUGGUCAAUGAAUUCCGCUGCCCAAUCUGCUUAAAGCUCAACUGCCUGCUCUGCAAGGCAAUUCACGAAGGAAUGAACUGCAAACAAUAUCAGGAUGACCUGCGUUGCCGAGCAGUGAACGACUCUGCUGCACGCCGCACAACAGAGAUGCUGAAGACAAUGGUUCAGACCGGAGAGGCGAUGCAUUGUCCCAAGUGUAAGAUAAUAGUGCAGAAGAAGGAUGGAUGUGAUUGGUUGCGGUGCCCGGUCUGUCACACGGAGAUCUGCUGGGUUACCAAGGGAUACCGCUGGGGUCCUGGGGGACCCGGAGAUACAAAUGGUGGAUGCCGUUGUCUUGUUAAUGGUCAGCGGUGCCACCCGCUGUGUCAGAAUUGUCACUGACCAACCCCCCUACCCCAGCCCAAUCCAGCAGUGUGGGGGAAAACCCACUGAACCCUCACAGUCUGGAUAGAAUUAACCAGCGGGGAGAGCGGACAGACGGGACAACGAAACUCUGCCGAGAAUGGACAGUCCGGCUUCCGUGAUUCUUAAUACCAGACAGGAGAUCUUUAACUCAACCUCUGGUGGCCACUUCACAAGCAGCCGGUACAGACUGUGUGUCAGGACCUGCCGCGCCUCAAAACGAAAACUAAGGCCUGGCUCACCAGCGAGUCAGUUUGAUAGUGUUACAACACCACAGUCUGUGGUAACAAACAGAGACAAUGACCAUCCCAGUGUUGUCCUGUAACUAGCCACACACCCUGUUUAACUAAGUGAUAAAGGAUGAGUAACAGAUUUGGGUCAGUAAUCUCCGUACUCAUUCACAUUAUGUGUGUGUGUGCUCGAGAAAUUUAAUCAUUCAGUGUGUGUUUUGUGUAAUGCAACGGUGGGAGGGCGAGUGAUUUUUUUAUCGUGUGGUUGCUUUACUCCCUUGGUUACUGAAUACUUGGAGAUGUUUGUUCAAUGAGUAGUCACUGGGUAAGUAUUUACAUUAAUUUACAUUUACCUGGAUUGUGUGCGAAACAUAGCAACACCUGUGCUCAGUCUGCCAAUUUCUAUUGGACAACACUGGGUCAGAUAACUGGGCUCUGUUAUCAUUCCCAGGUAUCUGUUACUUUAUUUUUAUAAAACACCUGUUAGUUGACAGAUCGUUGUAAGGUUCCUGAGGGAAGAAAAGAUGGGAGAUAUUUCUUGGCCAGAUAAUGCAUGUCGCUCUCCAUCGACGACUCCAUCAUCUUAAACUGUAAGUUCUCUCACUGACUUCCUCACUAGUAAAUCACACACUCUCUCUAACCUUCCAUCCUACGUUAUUUAUCCCAGAAGAGAGACAUGUUGCUGAAGCUUUUUGUCUUACACUCAUCAGGAAAAAUGCAAAAAUGCCAAAUUUCAAAUGAUCACAACAAUUUUUACUGUGGGAGAAAGGCAUGCUGAUUGGUGACAUGCUGACGCUGGCCAAGGUGUUGCCAUGGUGAAAGCACUGGGGAACUAUUGGCUCCCCAAGCUCCUGAGUAAUUCAAAAAAGAUGCAAGUCUUGAACAUAUUCAUUUUGU
This is a messenger RNA of Carcharodon carcharias (great white shark), 3446 nucleotides long. It is a transcript of the gene shrprbck1r, whose product is annotated as sharpin and rbck1 related. The record is from RefSeq and is a predicted model, not a curated record. Gene Ontology annotation, cellular component: LUBAC complex. The transcript has 14 exons. Gene Ontology annotation, molecular function: metal ion binding; ubiquitin-protein transferase activity; ubiquitin binding. Gene Ontology annotation, biological process: positive regulation of canonical NF-kappaB signal transduction; proteasome-mediated ubiquitin-dependent protein catabolic process; protein linear polyubiquitination. The coding region runs from base 85 to 2298 and encodes 737 amino acids. Lineage: Eukaryota; Metazoa; Chordata; Chondrichthyes; Lamniformes; Lamnidae.